CUGGAUCGACCUGAUUUCUAUCGGAAGAUGAUGAAACUUUACCCUGAUUAUAAAUCAGACAAAAACGUUCGGGUUGAACCAAUCCUGCAGAUCUGAAGCACUAGGUUCCAACACGCGAGAGAGAGAAAAAAGCGCAGAAAGCGGCAGGCGGAUUUACGCAGACACUUCACAGCCAGUGACGCUGAGCUGCACAACAACAAGCAUCUCCUCUUUCCCAUUCCCUCCCCAGUCGAACCUGGAUUCCUAUCCAUACCAUAACAACUGCGUAAGACAUCGCAUGAGGAGCAGAACAUCAUCCCGGCAUCAAACCUGCACAAACUCCGCAAAGACACCUCCUGCUCUGCUUUGUCUCACUCUCCGUUCACAACACUGCUGGGAGACAAAGCACAGAAGUUGCAGACGAGUGUUAACACCUCAGUUGAGCUUAUUAGCAUUUGUCUUUCACGUCCACUCUCUGCAGGCGCCCAGACGAGACAGAGAUGCUGAUGUCUGGGUUGCUCUAUCGCCUUCUCCUGGCUGGGACCUGUCUCUGUGUCUAUGGGACCCCUGUCCACUUACCGUUAACGCAGGACAGCAAUUGCGAUGGGGAUUUUGACCAAUCAAUAGUGAAUGUUAAGUCAUCACGCAACAGAGAUGAGUAUGUAGAGUCUGUACUGAGUAAAACAGAACAUGUGAGUGGCCUAAUACUGAAUGGAGAUACAACAGGAGGAGCCGGCCCUGAGGGGAUAGCUCCAGUGGUGCAGUCAGAAAAUGGGGACAGCCUUGAUGGACGAUCAUGGCCGAGUAAGGCUCAUGUGGAGCAAUUGAGUCAAAGAAGCCGAGUAAAGAAGGUCAGGCGCUCAUUUGAAAUGAGAGAUACUGACAGACAGUCAGAAUCACUUCUGUCAGAGGAACUAGAGAGAAGUGAGGAGAGCAGGUCUGGUAGAGAUGAACAAAAGCCACCACCUGCAGAUGCGACAGAGCAGGUGAGCAUGGAAAAAAUGAGGACAUCAAGAGAAACAAGGCCACCAUCCUAUGCAGAAACUUCAAACCCCUCAACUGUCCAGAGACUAACUUCUGAAAGUCCCAUCCCCAGUGUUGCCUCUGUGACCUCAACACCUCUGACAAUGUGGGGUCAUGAUGAAGCAACAAUCAUUCCCUCAUUCCCUGAGCCCUUAAUACCAGAAUUUGGACCAAAUUUGAUGCCGAAAGAUGAUGGACUGGAUAGUCUGUGGACAGAGGCAACAAGACCUGAUGGAGCGGAGACUGUUGACCCACUCUCUCAGGAUGAGGCCAUAGAGGGCACCAUGUCAUCAAAGUCUCUCCCUCUCAUCUUUGAUCCUUCUGAAGACAUGACACCAGAGGGGGCAGCAGCAGCAGCAGGCUUCACACCAGUGCCUCUUCUGUUAUCUGAAGUGGACAUGGAGCAGCUGGUCACAGGGGAGACUGACGGUGAUGGUCCUUCACAUGCCCCGUCCCUGCUGAUACCAGAGUGGAUGUCACCUUGGCAGACAUCCGGCGCAGAGCUCCAGGAACCGAUAGGCACUGUGGUUCCGUCUGUUUCACAGCAACAUGCUGGAACUGAACCAGAUGAGCCCACUGAACGAGAGGAGGCAGACGAGGAAGACAAGGACGAGAACUCUGAGGAAUCAGUGGAAGAUGAAAGUGAAGAGGACCAGACAGAUUCAACUAAAACAUCUCUAACUCAGCCUCCAUACAGUCUCAUCCCUCCUCCUCCUGUCUGGGUUCAACACAACCAGGGGCUGAUCCGGAGCUGGGUAGAGCUGAUCAGAGAAAAGGCGGGGUAUGUGUCAGGCAUGUUGGCCCCUGUAGGAAUUGGCAUCACCGGGGCCCUCCUAAUUGUUGGCGCCCUCUACAGCAUCAGGAUGAUUCACCGAAAGAGACGGAACAGCUUCAAGCAUCAGAGAAGGAAGGUUAGACAGCCAGAGCCUGGAGAGCCCUGUACUAGCCACCAGGACCAGACUAUGCUGCUGGCUGACAGCUCUGAAGAUGAAUUCUGAUGAGACAGUUUCGGGCUGUUUUUUUUCAAUGGCGACCACUGCCUGAUGCGCCAGUAAAAGAGGCUUGGCCAACAUCAGCAUUGCUAUGACGACCACAUCUCCAAUCACUCUGUGCUGUUUUGGCCAUGACUCAUCUGAUCCACACAAUGUGACUGAGUAUGUGGCACAAUUUGCACAGGCUGCACAGUGGUGGGCUUUGUACUCCCCCCUUUCCCUGCCUAAAACACUUUUGAGCAUUGCCAGGUGAUGCUGACUCUAAUGGUUUGACAUGGUUGGUGUGAUGCACUUUGACUCUUAAAAAAAAAAAAAACAAUAAAAAUGCUCCUUGUAAAAUAAAUGCAUUAGCAGGGUAAAUUGGCUGACUGACAGCAUUGGUAUUAAAAAGGUUCUGUGUUUCGAUUGGGGGGGGGUUCUGUUAUACAGUCAAAGGACUGGGAGGAGUUGUGUAAGGAAAAUGUAAAUACUCUCAAUGUAAAUCUGAUGGAGCUGACCUGUGGUCAGCUUUGUUUGUGUAAAUACAUUUGUACUUCUUGCACAGUAUUUUGGUGAAAAAGACACAGUUAAAGAAGCCAUUUUAUUUUAUUUAUACAGGACAUAACAUUUAAAUAGCGAGCCUGAUAUACUUAGCAUUAGGCCUGCUCGCGUGUCCUCCUCUGUCAAAACUUGCAAAAACCUGCCGACCUGCACCUUCAAAGUUCUCUAAUGAGGAACAUUUGUGAUCAGAAGAAAACAUGUGAAAUGCGAAAAUCAUCUAGGGACUGUAGGUAUUUUAAACUGUAUUUAGAACAGGAGCAAUAACUUUGUUUUUAGCCUUUAACGCAGGGUGACCUGUGUCAUUCAACAUAAUGUCUCUUUAUUUAGGCGUUAAUUUUACCUUAACCAAAUACCUGGACCUUUUUCAACAAUCAGUUACAACGGAGGAAGCCUCUUUAAUUUCAAUGAAAGGAACUUAAUUGCCAAUUUCUAAACGACCUGGAUCAGCACCUCAAACAGAGUUGAGCCACUGUUGCCCCUGUCAUCUCACUGACAGGUCAGAAAUUACCAGCAGAUUCUAAAAUGAUCUCCUAUCCUGCUCACUCACACAAGUUCUCUGUUCUAUUAGUGCUGACUUUCAUUACUGUUCUCCUGACUCUCUUGCACCUGCUCCCAAAUCUCAUCGCCUCUGCUCGUUCACACAACUGAAAACUGCAAACUUAGCGAUUGUUUAAUUGCGGUUUAAAGUGGUGCUAAGUGGUAGAAGUUGCUGUAGUCAAACCAGGACAGUAUUCUGUCUGUUUAGACUUGGUGUUAGAAUGUGCUAAAAUAGAGUAGCAUAUCUGUCCAUGUCCUCUGUCCAUCUCCCUGUGCGCAAGUCCAAGCCUUAAUGCAACUUAUGUGUAUAUGUAAAUAUAUAUUUUUUUAUUUACUGUGUAACUGUGACAAGCACACAGAACACUAUCAUCCAAAAAGUAUGUAGCAUUAAAAGAUCAUUAACAUGACAAGUGUGUUUUCUGGAAAAGCACAAACAGAGUGCGAACUCUGUCCGACAGUUUUCUUUCGAGCAGGCUCAGUUUGCACAACUUCUCUUUUGAGCGCGUCAAUCAAUGCCAAUAAAGACAUGAUUUUUGUCUUGUGUCAUUAUUCUGGAGAUUUUCCAUUCAUUAUUAAUCGGAAAACCUGGAUGAUGUAAGAGUAACCAUAAAGAAAAAAAAUAUUUGUACACUUUCCAUUUUCCAUUUGUACACUGCCAUUGUGUAAACACUAUUUGUUGUGCUUUGUUUAAAAAACAGAUUUUCUGUAUCUUUGUGAGUCAUGUCAUGUUCUUCCUGCCUGUUAAUAUGCAAUAAUACUGUUUUAGGAUGUGAUGUAAAAUAGUUAGUUUUUUUAUGUAGAUACAAAAACUCAUUUUUAGCAAAUAAUGUGGACUUUUUGUGUCUUAUUACAUCUACUAUUGUGAUGUCAAAGUGUAAUGGACUUGAACUGAAAAGACAAAUGACAACCCCGGUUACAGCAUUAAAAAAAUCAAAUAAUUUAUUUCUGUGUUCUUUUUCCACAUUAAAUAAAAGCUAUUGGAUAAUUUCCAGAUCAAAAUCAAGAGAAGGGACAGGGCAGAGGAGAAAAAAAGAAAACUUGACAUGCAGGAAAAACCUUCACUCUCCUUCUCACACACUUCAUGGUGAUGUUGAAGGCAGUUCUGGAUGCCCUGAAAACACUGUAGAAAGCCCCGGUGGGCUUUGACAUUUUGUGGCACAGCACCACUCGUAAAACGAUAAACUGUUAGUUUAAGUGGUCUCAGGGGUAAAUAUCUCGUUGCAAACGAAGAACGACUGAUUGCUUCACUGUGAGUUACAAAAGAAAGGAACCAGUGGUAAACAGUGAAUUGUGGAGGAACACCUACUGGCAUGUCAAGUCAGAAUUGAAUCCAAAGGCAGAGGAGUCACUGUCAGGUAGAACGGUG
This is a messenger RNA of Cynoglossus semilaevis (tongue sole), 4437 nucleotides long. RefSeq names its product armadillo like helical domain containing 4 (gene armh4). Lineage: Eukaryota; Metazoa; Chordata; Actinopteri; Pleuronectiformes; Cynoglossidae. Bases 480 to 2000 code for a protein of 506 amino acids. The transcript is spliced from 7 exons. The record is from RefSeq and is a predicted model, not a curated record.